CCAGCAACCGCAGCAUCAGCAUCAUCGUCGUCACUACUCCCUUAUCAAGUGUAAAGAUGUCUGGGUCUGAAAGAAUGCGCGAUUUGUCAUGCCGCUUUUCCAUGACCCAUGAGGUCUCAAAUGCCGCCGGAGCUAGCAUGACAGAUUCUGCAAGAACUUUCUAAUGCCUAUCCUGCAUGAGAAACUACCUCCCGACUUGGUCAAAAUUGGGCGACUUUUGGUAAUCAUGCAACACAGAUUUUUGCAUGCUGCAGUUGCAGAUUUAGCAUGACAAGUUGCAAUCUUCCAGACCCAGACAUUUUUACAUUUGAUAUCCCUCGACAGUACAGCCAGCACGGGGUUGCAACUGCUCAGCAGCUCCUAUGGGCCGCACCAGACGCCUCCCAACCCACACUACCACAACUACACUCCCAUGGCAAGAGACCGCUCCCACACGACACCUCGCUUUCACAUCCCCGCCGGCUCCCCGCAGGCCUCCGAGGAUGCCAGCACGCCGAGAGUCAUGCAAUUUCCGCCCAUCGACACGCCUAAAGGUUAUAGUUCUGAAGAUCAUCAGGGGCAGGUGGGAUCAGGUAGUUCUCCUGGUGGCGGGGAUGAACUACAUCAAGAACGAGAGGGCAAAAACGCGGGUACUAGGGCGACGUCAGCACCAUCGGCUGCCGUACAAAUCGCUCCCCGAACCCUGUUUUCCAUGUCGAACUCAGCUCAAGAUAGCAACGGGGGCUUGAACGGCAAGUCGCUGCCAAAUCUGGG
Molecule: messenger RNA, 753 nt
Organism: Amoebophrya sp. A120
Lineage: Eukaryota; Dinophyceae; Syndiniales; Amoebophryaceae
Source: the annotation of a GenBank genome assembly